Truncatella angustata is the source of this 1585-nucleotide messenger RNA. RefSeq names its product major facilitator superfamily domain-containing protein. The transcript has 2 exons. Gene Ontology annotation, cellular component: membrane. Gene Ontology annotation, biological process: transmembrane transport. Bases 101 to 1441 code for a protein of 446 amino acids. Gene Ontology annotation, molecular function: transmembrane transporter activity. The record is from RefSeq and is a predicted model, not a curated record. Lineage: Eukaryota; Fungi; Ascomycota; Sordariomycetes; Amphisphaeriales; Sporocadaceae.
CCUUGAUUUUCUUGAGCAUCAUAAAGCAGGAAGAACGGAGAACUUGUCCCAGGAUGCCUGUUUUACAAAGGCUCUAAGGCGAAAAAUCGAUUGGAGAUUGAUGCCUUUCCUUUGCGCUUGUUACACGCUGAAUUUCAUUGACAAAGUCCUCUUGAACUAUGCCAAAAUCAUGGGAAUGGAAUCUCAAUUGCAUCUUAUCGGCAACAAUUAUUCGAACGCUUCCUCUGCCUUCUUCAUUGCCGUCCUUCUAUUCUCAUUCCCAAACAUGUGGCUGCUCAACCGUCUACCAGUUGCUAAAUGCUUAGGCUUCAAUCUUCUUGGAUGGGGUCUAUGCUCAGCUUGUCACGCGGCUCUUAGCAACUACGGCGGGCUUGUUACUGUUCGUGUCCUUAGCGGAGCGUUCGAGUCAGGUAUUCCGCCAGCUUUAAUGCUUUUGAGCAGCCAGUACUUCACAUACAGCGAGCAGGCUCCUCGGUUUGCCUAUUGGUAUAUGGGAAUGGGGAACGGACAAAUACUGGGUGCUCUGAUCUCCUUUGGUUUCCAGCAUAUGUCGCCAAGCGCCCCACUCUCUAGUUGGAAGACGAUGUUCUUGGUUCUCGGGCUCGUCACUAUGAUGCUUGGGGUCAUUGUCUUGCUUUUUGUCCCAGAUUCGCCGAUGAAGGCUCGAUACCUGAAUAAUGAGGAAAAGGUGGCCCUACUAGAGCAUAUCAAAGUCAACCAGACCGGCAUUGAUAGCCGUCACUUUCAUCCUCGUCAACUGCUUGAGGGUCUACUCGAUUUGGGAUGCUGGGGAAUAUUCUUUGUCAUCAUACUCCAAUCUUCUGGCUCCGGUGUCGUCACAGCUUAUUCAGCUACUAUUCUGACCUCGUUUGGUUACACCCCAAAACAGGCCGCUCUGCUCAAUAUUCCUUCCGGCGUCGUCAACAUCAUCGUCAUCCUGUCGUAUUCUGCAUUCGUCCGAUUUAGAGGCCAAAGGUGGCUGGUGAAUGCUGUUGCAGGUGCUAUAGGUACGAUGGCUGCCGCACUGCUCUGCUUUCUACCCAAUUCAAACCGUGCCGGACUUCUCGCGGGGAUGUAUCUGAUCAACGUCCUGCCUGGAGCCUCGAACAUCACCUUUCAGUGGCUGACGUGCAACACUGGCGGACACACUAAGAGGACAUAUGCUACUGCGGGGAUGAGCGCUGCUUUCGCCAUUGGGAAUAUUAUCGGCCCUUUGACAUUUAGAGCCCAGGACGCGCCACAAUUUAGACCAGCGAAGUUGACGCUCGUGGUCAUGUGGGGGACUUCAAUAUUAGCUAGCGUGCUCUGCUUCCUCUACUACUCCUGGAUGAACAAGUCUCGAGCCAGAGGCUCUGGAGGUACUGCAGAAAAGGUCGAGCUGAGUCAGGCUUAUGCCGGACUCACGGAUAAAGAGAACAAGGAUUUCAGUUAUCAUUUGUAGCAAUCCGGUCAUUAGACCAGCAGUACUAUGGCGCAAUAAUUGCUUUCCUUUAGCGGGGAUGAGGGAUUGAGUAUUCAAGGAAGUACUCACAACGCAUGUCGAUCUGGCACGGUAAGUCCUGGCCAAUCUAACACUCUGCAUGGG